UUGUUCCUCAGGGUCAGCUGGCAGCAGAGGUGCGUUGGGGGCUUUGAUGACGUGUCUGCGUGCCGCCCGGUCUCAGGGUGUUCUCAAGUCUGUGGAGAAGGAAUUGUGGGGUGGCCUGGUGCCGCUCCCACUAAUGCGACAGGCUCUGGUGCACAAACACGAUCAGGUGCGAAUGGAUGCUCUGGGUUUGGUAUGUGAGAGCCAUCGAAGCACAGAAACUCUGUCCAGACAGGAAAUAGAGCUGAUCCGCCACUUCCUGCCCUUUAAUCUAAACAGUCAGUCACCAGGAGUCAGACAGCAGACUGUCAGUCUGUUAAAGAAGCUCCUGUGUAGGGUGAAGGACAGCGCUCAGCUGCUGCAAAAGAAACUGGACCAGCAUCACAACCACAAAGACCAGCAAGUCUUCAACAUGUACCAGGAGUUUCUGCGCUGGUUCUGCGAGACUCUAUUCCAGGUGUUUCACCCAGGAGCCUCAUUCUCCAGGUGUCUGAUGGCUCUGCACCUGCUGGGGCUGAUCGCUGAGCAUUUCACCUUUAACACGGGCUGUGGUUUUGCUCUUGGAGAGUCAGUGAGCUUUUCUCAUGCUCAAGCUGUGCUGUACUGUCUUGCAAGCAACUUUCUUGAAGUCAAACAUCUCGCCUGCAACCUCUUACAAAAGCUGCCCCCCGCAGCAGUGCGACUCCAGGAGCCGGAGAGGCUGCAUUCUUUGCUUCAGGUCGCUCUGAACCUCAGCACCAGCACCAAACCUUUCGACAGCGUCACUGCCGCUCAUCUUCUCAACCUGCUGCUGCACCAGCCGGGUCUGCAGGAUGCGUUACUCCGCUGUAUCCAGAAGCAGCACAUCCCUGUCCAGCCACCAGCACUGAUCCAGUCCCAGACAUCUGAGGCUGCCAGUCUGGAGCAGAACACCCUGGCAGUGGUGCAGUGGCUGAUGGUGUGUCUGAAGGAAGAGGUUUUGAAGGCCGAGUCGUCUCUUCUGCAGGCCGCUGCUUCCUAUCCUUUAUAUGGCAGAGCUCACUGCAUCACUGCAGUCCUGCAGCAGCUCAACACUGGAUCACUUGUACUGCUGUCUGAGUGGAGGGCUGUUGUGUCCGAGCUCAUAGGCCUGUGCUACAGGAUGUCUGAUGUCGUGUCACCUGUGGUUCAGAGCUCUUCCCCUGAGGGCCUUAUUCCCAUGGAUACAGAGUCUGAGACCUCUGCUGGCCUCCAGAAGAUCCUGCAGGAGAUUCAACCUCGGGACACAAACGAUUUUUUCACUAGUGCAAGAGAGCUGGACCCCAGUGAGAGCGACUGUAACAGCGAACAGAAAGAGCCAGAGAACGCAGUUCAUAAACCACAAUCCUGUAACAGCGGUGGCGGUGAUGGAGAGGCCUAUCGAGUCACCGCUCAGAUGGUGCUGGUGUGUUGCUGGAGGACCAUGAAAGAGGUGUCCAUGUUGCUGGGUCAUCUGUGUCAGAGCAUGCCGCUGUGCUGUCCUCUCACACACGCUGACGGUAGAGGAGUCGUCACAGUGGACCAGGUGGAAGGUGUGGGGCAGUACUUUCGGGAGCAGCUGCUGCAGUCUCGUCACAGGGGGGCGUUUGAACUGGCCUACGUGGGAUUUGUUCGGCUCACUGAGAUGCUCUGCAGGAGUGGGAGCGCUACGCUGCAACAGCUGCCAGCACACUGGCUGAAGGAGGUUCUUGAGGAAGUGAAAUCCAGUGACCCCUCCUCCAAACUGUGUGCGACCCGCCGCAGUGCAGGAAUACCCUUCUAUAUACAGGCCCUGCUGUCCUCUGAGCCCAAAUCAUCCAGCUGUGGACUCCUGAAGAUGACCAUGAGAUCUCUGACAGCAUUGGCUAUGCCCUCUAAUGAUGCAGAUACUGAGAGCAGCUCUGUGCCACAGGUCCACGCUCUGAACAUCCUGAGGGCUUUGUAUCGAGACACACGUCUGGGGGAGAACAUUGUGCCGUUUGUGUCAGAUGGCAUGCAAGCUGCUAUCCUGGGUUUCACUUCUCCUGUGUGGGCCGUGAGGAACUCCUCGACUCUCCUGUUCAGCACUCUGAUCACACGGAUAUUUGGGGUAAAGAAGGGAAAAGAUGAGCACUCCAAAAAGAACAGAAUGACCGGCCGAGAGUUUUUCACUCGUUUUCCUGCCCUCUAUCCCUUCCUCCUCAGUCAGCUACAGGAAGCUGCAGCCUCUGUGAACAGUGAUUCUGGGCAGGUGAAGCUGCACCCCAGUCUUUUCUUGUUGCUGUUGGUUUUGGGUCGUCUCUACCCGUCUCCUAUGGAUGGUUCAUCAUCUCCUCUGGGAUUAGCUCCCUUUAUGCCCUUAAUCAUCAGGUGUGGUCGCGCUGCAGUGUACCGCACGCGUGAAAUGGCCGCGAGAGCCCUGGUUCCAUUUGUCCUGGUGACCCAAGUUCCCUCCACCAUCCAGACUCUCCUGGAGGAGCUGCCUCAAGAACCUGGACCAGGACUCCAACAAAACCACAUCCAUGGCACACUGCUUCAGGUGCUGUCGCUGUUACGUUCCUACCUGGCAGACACACACAGACCCCAAUCAGGAAAUGAGCAGGACUGUGACCUCUCCAGUGCCCUUUUUCCAUGGCUGUGGCUCGCCACAAGGCAGAAUCCAUGUCUGGUAACACGUGGUGCGUUUCUAGACCUGCUGGGCUGUCUUUGUGGUUGUCUUCCUGUUCCUGUAUCAGAGUCACAGCUGAAGAAACUGCGCGAGGAAACUCUGCAGAUUCUUAUGGCCUCUGAACUUGUGGCCCCUCAGGGGCCCAAUAACAUGAACCUCUCAGUUCCUGGAGCCACACAGUAUCUGCAGAGUCUGGCUCACAUAGCCGUGAGCGUCUGUGUGGAAUCACCUCACCUGUGGGAUUGUCCAGAGUCUGCCGGGUUUCAGAGAGACCUUCUGGAGCGACUGCUGCGGUGCCUGCACUAUGAGGUUCGGCUGUUUGUCCUGGAUCAGCUCCUCAGGAGACUUCAGAAGACAGAGGAAGAGUCUCAGCAUCGUGGUCAGGGACCCUUGCCCUUUGACCUCAGUGUGUCUAGCCUAACCUCCCUGGCCUUUCAUGAGACUUACCCUGGGUGUCAAGCCAAGGUUUUGCAGGUUCUCGCUGUCCUCCCUCUUUCUUCGCUGCUGCCCUGGAGAGAUGGGAUGACGUCUUUGAGCUGUCUGGAGGUUCUAGAGCAUCUCCUCACACUGCUGGAAACCUCUACACACAGUGUGGAGCUCUACUGUGCCGCUCUCUCCCUAACAUCUCAGCUGGUGCUGCACCUGGCCGAGUCAACGCCGCAGCAGGAUGUCAGUGAGGCUGCAGUGGUCUGUCUGAGCAGAUUGGGGGCGCUGGUCAUGCAGGGCUGCACUGAGGAUCAACCUGCAGAAGUCAAACUCAUGUCAGCAGAGGUGCUGGUGAAGGCCGUCCCCACCUUACUGACGGCUCCAGCCCUGCCUCUGGGUAUCACACACACUGUGGCACUAUGGAAGAGCCUGUUUACAUUAUUACAGGAUGAAGAUCAGGACGUCAGAGACGGAGCAGCUGACUUCACCUGCUACAUACCAGCCCAUUUACACAGCACAGGUGUUUCCACGGGUGCCGUCUCUCCUCCGGUUGCCCUGGAGAUGGGGGUGGGUCUUUUGUGCCAGCUGUUCCAGAUGUGGGACCAGGUGGCUGCUGGAAUGGUGAACCUGAUACAGUGGCUCCUGGGAGAUGAACAAUCGGAUACAAGGUGUGAAGAGUCACUGGACUUGGAUGAGGAGUUCCUCUUUGAGAAGGGAGAUCUUAACCUGUGGGCAGAGCCUUUGUUAUGGGCACGGAUGUUGCACAGACACCUCUCUGCCCUCGUAAGUGUGACACAUUCACCUGAUGUAAGCGCCGCAGAACUGGACCGACUAUCAGCCAUCGCAAAGAGCAAUGCCCUGGCGGCUCAGCAUUCGACGAAAGCCCUCCCUGCACUGCCCCAGUUUUCAGCCACCAUCGAGUAUGCCAAGAUAUCGCUGCGGAAAGAGAGAACGUCACUCGCUCUGAAUCUUCUAGAUACACUUAGAUCUUCUUAGAUGACUGUGAAAGAUAGAGAAAUUGAAAGGUGUCAUGCAUUACGAACCUAUUUUAAUCUCACAGUGGUUUUCCUGUUUAAGAGCUGAAUUGCAUGCAGGCAUGACCACAUACUUUUUUAAUUCAAAUAAAGUUUAUUACAUUCAUUUAACUGUGGGAUUACUUUUGUACAGUAAUGUGUGUUUACAAUACUGAGAAUGUGAGAGGUUUUAUUCAACUCAGCUGUGUUUUCAAUAUCACACCUUGUGGUAUUUGAGCAAGCUGUUGUAUUUUCUUAUGCAUAGCUUAACUGACAUUUUUUGCUUGCUCCUGUGUAUGUUAUGCAAUCUGAGCAAAACAGUCUGGUGUCCGUUUGCUAAGUAGACAGCUGGGCUGCCUUCAGGGGCUGUAGUAGCAAUGUUCCCCUUUUACUGUAAAAUGAUGUAAUGUUUUGGAAUGUCAGCAGCCUAUUCCUCACACACACACACACACACACACACACACAGGGUGGGUAAAAUAAUACAUACCGUUCUCCUCACCAGGAUCAGUUUUUUUUUUUUUUUUCAUUUAUGUGUAAAUGUGCUUCACUGAAACCA
Messenger RNA from Sinocyclocheilus rhinocerous, 4615 nucleotides. Its product is annotated as THADA armadillo repeat containing. The record is from RefSeq and is a predicted model, not a curated record. The transcript has 27 exons. The coding region runs from base 47 to 4042 and encodes 1331 amino acids. Lineage: Eukaryota; Metazoa; Chordata; Actinopteri; Cypriniformes; Cyprinidae. Gene Ontology annotation, biological process: tRNA methylation. Gene Ontology annotation, cellular component: cytosol.